CUUGCACAGCACUUAUAAAUAGAAAGGAAGAGAUUGAAAAUUAAAACUCAAAUGGCUUUGUCUUCUCGUGUAGUCUUCUUUGCCACUUCCAUGGUUUUGCUUUCCUCAAUUGCAUUAGCAACUGAUCACAUUGUGGGUGAUGAUAACGGUUGGACUGUUGAUUUCAACUACACUCAAUGGACUCAAGACAAAGUUUUUCGUGUUGGUGAUAAUCUUGUUUUCAACUAUGACAAUUCGAAGCACAAUGUUUUCAAAGUGAAUGGUACAUUAUUCCAGAACUGCAGUUUUCCAGCAGAAAACGAAGCACUUUCUACUGGAAACGAUAUCAUUCCAUUAAAAACCGAAGGGAGAAAGUGGUAUGUUUGUGGUAAGGGUAAUCACUGUGCUGCUCGUCAAAUGAAGUUUGUCAUCACUGUUUUACCAGAAGCUGCACCUGCUCCUUCUCCUCCACCUUCUUCUGCUGCUCAUUUUGUUGUAUCAUCUAUGUUCGGUGUCGUCGUGGCAGCCACGGUUGCUAUUGCACUCAUCUUUGCAUGAGAUCUAGACUUAGAAGAUUUAUAUUGUUAUUGAUAUAAGAGUUUGUGUUAACCUCUUGGCAAGAUAUAUUGCUAUAUUUGUUUGAUUUUUUUUUUCCAAUUAUUUAUGAUUAUUUUUGUUAA
This is a messenger RNA of Cicer arietinum (chickpea), 659 nucleotides long. Its product is annotated as blue copper protein 1a-like. The record is from RefSeq and is a predicted model, not a curated record. Gene Ontology annotation, cellular component: plasma membrane. Gene Ontology annotation, molecular function: electron transfer activity. Lineage: Eukaryota; Viridiplantae; Streptophyta; Magnoliopsida; Fabales; Fabaceae.